ACACAAACUAUUGGAUGUCCAGAGUGAUGACAUAAACUAAUAUAUCUCAUGGAUCUGCAAAAUCUCCUAUCUCCACUAUCAAAACCACGUACAGCUACAGCUAUACAGCAGCCAUUGCCGAACCAGACCAGACCAGGUCACAAAGUGGACGUUCGUAUUCCAAUAUGCCAUUUUCAUAUAUUCAAAAGUGCUUCCAAUUCCAAUAUGCCAUUCCAAUUCCCAAAUCCUCCCUCCAGAUUUCCCCUCUUUUUCCCUCUACUCUUAUAAAAUUAAAUGCCUCUUUGAGGUGGGAAUGGGGUGGUUAUGCUCCUUCUCCUGCUGCUGCUGCUGGAUUUUUGGCCAUUUGAGUUGUUGAGAAGGUGCUCUGCCAAAUCCAAUCAUGUCUCCAGGCUGCACCAGAAGAUCCUUCCAGAAGGAUUCUGAAGAUGAAGAGAUUCAGUAUGGGAAUAGCCUCUGUCUUUCUUCAUCCUAUUACAGCGUCUUCGCAGUUCGCUUCGCCAUUAUGGUGAUGCUUGCAAUUUUGAUCGGCUUGUUGACGCUACUGACAUGGCACAUCACGAGAGUCGACACGACACGAUCAUUGAACACAUUGGCGUACGGUCUCCGCCACGAGCUUCUGCAGCGGCCAUUGCUGCGUAUGUGGAACAUCCUCAACUCCACUGUCGAAGUUGCCACUGCUCAGGUCAAGAUAUCCGAGUCUGUAAUCCGGCGCUACUUCAAGCCAACAGAUCGAGCUCGCCAAAUCGAGUUUUAUGAAGUCAUGAAGGACGUGACAUGGUCGAUGUUUGUGAGCAGCAGAGCUCUGAGAUCCAUCACUCUGAAUUACAGAAACGGUUUCGUCCAGGCGUUCCACAGAAACCAAAGGAACAACAAUACCUACUUCAUAUACUCUGAUCUAGCAAAUUAUUCGAUAACAGGGAUGAAUGAUGCCGAUCUUCUAGCAUCCGAUCAAGGAUGGAAUGAUCAAACUAUUCGCAACAACAUCUCUGCGAUUUGGUACCGCGAGCCUGUGAAUCCAUUGACAGGCCAAAAGACUGGAAAAGCCAUGGCAAUUCCGCCGGACGAGCUGAUAAACAUAGCUGGCAUUUCACAAGUCCCUGACGGCACAGCCUCCUGGCAUAUCGCCGUAAGCAACUAUGCUGAUUCACCGCUGCUUUCAGCUGCACUGCCAGUUUGGGAUCCCUCUCACAAAAGCAUAGUUGCUGUAGUUGGUGUUACCACGGCGUUCUACAGUGUCGGACGCUUGAUGAAAGAGAUAGUUGAAUUCCACAGCGGACACAUUUACAUAACCUCUCAGCACGGAUGGCUGCUUGCCACUUCAACAAAUACUCCACUGUUAGUUAAUUCGUCAACCGGGCACAAACUCAUGAUGGCUGUAGAUUCGGAGAAUGAGGUAAUACGCUCGGGGGCUGAGUAUUUGAAGAAAGUGUAUCAUGACAAGCUUCCUCCAAGUCAAGAAGUUCAUAUAGAGAACGCGAAGCUCGGCCACCAGCUAUAUUACAUUGAUUCUUUCUUCUUGAACUUGAAGAGGCUUCCCAUGGUUGGUGUUAUAAUGAUACCGAGGGAAUACAUAAUGGGAAAGGUUGACGAAAGAGCUUUCAAGACACUGAUGAUAUUGAUAUCAGCUUCAGUAUGUAUACUAGCAGUUGGGUGCAUUUGCAUCUUCAUUUUGACAAAUGGAGUGUCGAAAGAGAUGAAGCUUAGGGCGGCUCUGAUAAGCCAUCUGGAUGCACGAAGGAAGGCGGAGGCAUCCAGCAAUUGCAAAAGUCAGUUCUUGGCAAACAUGAGUCAUGAACUUCGGACACCAAUGGCUGCAGUGAUUGGAUUGCUGGAUAUCCUUGUGAGCGACGACUGUCUCACAAAUGAACAGCACACAAUGGUAGCACAAAUUCGUAAAUGUUCUAAUGCUUUACUCCGGCUUCUCAACAACAUCUUGGAUCUAAGCAAGGUUGAGUCUGGAAAACUAAUACUGGAGGAAACUGAGUUCAACUUAGGUCGAGAACUUGAAGGGCUUAUUGAUAUGUUCUCAGUCCAGUGUAUCAACCACAAAGUAGAAAUUGUUCUUGAUAUUUCUGAUGACAUGCCACAAACUAUCCUCGGGGACUCUGGUAGGAUUCUUCAGGUUUUCGCAAACCUUAUUAGCAAUUCAAUCAAGUUCACGGGAUCUGGAUACAUCAUCGUGAGGGGAUGGUGUGAGGCUGCAAAUGGCGAAAACAGCAUAAUGAAGCCUUUGCUCCAUGGAAAUGGAUCGAGUUUUGCAGAUAAAAUGAACCGGAAGCAGGAAUCAAGCCAUGGAAAGAAUUCCCACAACAAGGACAACAGGGUGAUUCUUUGGUUCGAAAUUGAUGACACUGGUUGUGGAAUUGAUCCGAGUAAAUGGGAAUCUGUGUUCGAAAGCUUCGAGCAAGCUGAUGCCUCCACAACUCGUCUGCAUGGUGGCACUGGUCUUGGCCUGUGCAUUGUGCGAACCUUGGUCAACAGGAUGAAUGGCGAAAUCAAAGUGAAGAAAAAGGAUGGACACGGCACGCUGAUUCAACUAUAUCUAAUCAUCAGGACACCAACCGAAGCCGUAGGACAACAGCACUGCUUAACACUGGGAGAGCAUAAGCUGACAGUGCUGCUUGCGCUUGACGGCAGAAUGACUGCAUCGACCAUGGAAAAAUGGCUGCAAAACAACGGGGUAUGCACCCACACCGUAUCUGAUUGGAAUGAGCUAACCGUGCAUUUACCAGAGCACUUCAAGGCCAAAACCGGUCCUCAAACGCUGACUGAAUGUCGAGAAUCAGAUGUUGAAUGCGGCAUCACCUCAGUUUUCAUCAUGAUCAUUGAAAUAAGCUUGCUAGACUUGCACUCCGAGAUAUGGCAGCAGCAGCUUGACUUUCUUGACGAAUACAAAACUAGCGUUUAUUUUGCAUGGAUCUUAACUCAUGACGCCUCCAACGCUAUCAAGACGGAGCUCCAUCGAAGAGGGCAUCUGUUAAUGGUUAACGGGCCUUUAUACAAGGGAAAGCUUAUUCAGAUAUUCGAAUCCGUAGUAAAGGACAUAAGUUCCCGGCAGGUAAAGAAUCCGACUGCUUCUUCGCAGCAGUGCCAUGAAUUUCUUGAAAUCGACGAGCAUCACUCUGGCUCCAUCAGCUCGGAUGAUUCUGGAAUAUCAGUAGGAGCGUUGGUCGACAAAAAUGGCGAACAUUUCGCCAGGUCCUAUUUCUCGCUGCUUACUGACUGCUCUAUUGAUACAAGCCAUACGGUUCGAGAGGAUAAUGCUCCCAACAGGGCCGGUGACCUUAUGCCCAAAAAUGAUACUGACGGCCAAAGCGUCGCAUCCAAGCGACAAAGAUCACUCGAGGGCCUGCGCAUACUUCUUGCUGAAGACACUCCUGUUCUCCAGAGAGUUGCAAUGAUAAUGCUGGAGAAAAUUGGUGCGAAAGUUGUCGUCGUGGAAGACGGGCUCCAAGCAGUCCGUGCCUUCAAAGGCACGAUCGGAUCGUUUGAGCAUGGAGGCGACGAAUCUCUUCUCUACAUGCAACGCGGAAGAAGGCCUGAAGAAACUCGCGCAUUCGACUUGAUUUUGAUGGAUUGCCAAAUGCCGAAGAUGGAUGGAUACGAAGCGACGAAAGCUAUAAGAAGAAUGGAGUCGGGGACAGGGACGGGGAUGGGGAUGCACACCCCGAUCGUGGCGCUGACUGCUCAUGCAAUGUCUUCGGACGAAGCGAAAUGCCUGGAGGUCGGAAUGGAUGCUUACUUGACGAAGCCGAUCGACUGCAAACUCAUGGUAUCGACGAUCCUUUCCUUAGUUAAAACGACGUGAUGGUGAAGGCAGCGAGCCGUGUUUCGAGUUCGACGGCAUAGCCAUGCCGUGGUUAGCUAAGCUUGUGGUCUGCUUCCUUCUUAGGUCACCAUUUUGGCCUUCAGUUAGGUGCUCCCCUGCUGCUGCUUUCGUCCUCCCUGAAAUAAUGUUAAUGCAUGAAAUCUUUUACUGAGGAAUUUUAAUGUACAUAGCCCGGGGAUGGCUGUGACGUAGAUGUUGGAUUGUGACUGUGUGACGUCAUGAUUCCCUAUGGACUAACUUCCAGGGUGUUAAAGUUCGGCAGGAGUUUAGCCCGUAAGCAUAAGAAAAAAAAAGAAAAGAAAAAUUAGCUUCUGUCGGAUUUAUCCAGAA
Molecule: messenger RNA, 4159 nt
Organism: Andrographis paniculata
Lineage: Eukaryota; Viridiplantae; Streptophyta; Magnoliopsida; Lamiales; Acanthaceae
Product: histidine kinase 1-like
Exons: 13
Coding region: 380-3808 (1142 amino acids)
Biological process (GO): phosphorylation; phosphorelay signal transduction system
Molecular function (GO): phosphorelay sensor kinase activity
Source: RefSeq, a predicted model, not a curated record